AAAUUUUCGGGCUCAUCCAACAUUCAGUUCAACGGUUCUCGGCGUAGAUAGGUUGUACUGACAGCGCCUUGAAGACCCGAAAUCCGUUCGCUUUCUGAUUCCAUCCAAAAACUGAAAAUUCUGCCCCUCCUGCGUGGUCGAGUGCUUCGAUCCAAAAACUUCUAGAAGGAAAAAGGUCCAGAAUCGAGACUUCUAACGUCUCGGUUCACCAUGUCAAGCAAAAGAUGGAGUACCGCCAGCAACACUGCUGGGCCAGACGACGCCCAAUUGGGACAUCAAACGGAGCAUGGCCCCAGGAAGAAACAACGGCGGCAGUUUGUCGCGGAGUCAAGUCAGGAAUACGAGGCCCCUGUAUCGCCUAGUGUAAUACUAAGACCCGCUACCGAAACCUCACAAGCAUCGAUGGGAGAAUUUACUGAAACAAAGACUGCUUCUCCCCUUACACCAACAGUACCGGAGCCUGUUCAUUUGGGAGUGCCACCUUUGACUAACCCGACCCAGAUGCAUUCAUCCCUCGAUGAAUCUGGUUUUGACUCGUCACGGGGUGGAUGGAAUUCCAGAGCCCAGAUGCAAUUGUCAGUACAGACGGAUGGUAGGCCACCAUCUGGCACAACACACAUCCGUCGUCCGAGCACCGCAACAGAUUAUGACGACGGAGAGGUCAUAGAAGUGCUGCAAACCAUCGCAAGCGCUCAAUUCCCACCCGGAAAAACGGACUGCUACUCCGUAACGGCAUCUGAUGAGGAAGACAUGGCGAGAAUGGUCGAUUUUCUGUCACCCCAGAGUCAAAAAUCUAUACCGCUCCCAAGCGUCAUCAACGACCUAGACGUCUCAUCCACUGCUGAGGUCUUUGACGCUAGUCUCCAGAGAUAUUCGCCGACCAUCAUUCGGCAGACAGGUGAUAUUCGUUGCAAUAGCAAGGAAUUGCUGGACUCUGAUGUCAAAGGGGACAACGUACUGGAGAAUGCGCAGUGUCCCCAGAAAAAAUGGUCCCAUAUUCACAGAUGUCCUCUUCGCCACAGACAGCAAGAGCAGGCCUAGAGAACCAAAUAAUGCCGAAUGAUGAGAAGAUAUCCUACGCCCCAGAGACCCAGCAAACUAAUGUACCCCAGCCUUUUGCAAGGGCCCUUUUCCCACGUCUAGUACGAGACAAAUCGCCGGUCAUCAGUCUCUCGAACUCCUGCUAUCUCCGAACUUGCUUCCG
Lasiosphaeria miniovina is the source of this 1204-nucleotide messenger RNA. RefSeq lists its product as uncharacterized. Bases 211 to 1041 code for a protein of 276 amino acids. NCBI's taxonomy places the organism in Eukaryota, Fungi, Ascomycota, Sordariomycetes, Sordariales, Lasiosphaeriaceae. The transcript has 2 exons. The record is from RefSeq and is a predicted model, not a curated record.